AUGUCGGCAGUACAAGAGCAACCCGAGUACGACAUCAUUGUCGUUGGAAGUGGUUUCGGAGGCCUCUACCUACUGCACGAACUACGCAAACGGAACUUCAAGUGUCUUGUUAUUGACGAAGCUGCCGAUAUCGGCGGCGUCUGGCACUGGAGUCGCUAUCCCGGCGCUCGAGUUGACACCAAGGUACCGCUGUACGAGUACUCCAAUGAGAAUGUCUGGAAGGACUGGGUCUGGAGUCAGAAAUAUCCUGGGGUUGAAGAGCUCCGCCGGUACUUUGCCCAUGUCGAGUCGAAGUUGGAUCUGAAGAAGGAUAUCCAGUUUAAUGCCCGUGUUGCUGCAGCAAACUACGACAACAUCCACAAGGCGUGGACUGUCAGAGCGCAGGACGGAAGGGAAUGGACUGCGCGGUAUUUCAUCCUCGCCACCGGAUUUGCUGCGAGGCCGUUCACACCGAAUUUCAAAAACCUCUCGGCCUUUGCAGGACCUUGUUUCCAUACAUCGAGAUGGCCGCAGGACCUCGAGACCAAUCAUUGCCGGGGUCUCCGGGUAGGGGUUGUCGGAAAUGGAUCCAGUGGGUUGCAGGUUAUCCAAGAAAUUGCCCCCCUGGUAAAAGAGAUGGUCGUCUUCCAGCGCAGCCCGACGUAUGCGCUACCCAUGCGACAACGGCCAUUGACUGAUUCAGAGCAAGACAAGAGCCGCUAUCCAUCGCUGUACGAGCUGCGAAAGCAUACCUUUGCCGGUCUCGAUACCGAAUUCAAUAUGGAGGCAGCUUCCAAGCUGACACCCCAGGAGCGACGGACAUUUUUCGAAAAGGUCUGGGCGGAUGGCGGGCUGUCAUUCUGGCUCGGAACCUACCGCGAUGUCAUCAUGGAUAAGGAGAUCAACCGCGAGGCAUAUGACUUCUGGCGCAGUAAGGUCUUGCCGCGUGUCAAAGAUCCCAAGAAGGCAGAACUGCUGGCCCCCGCGACACCACCCUACUAUUUCGGUACCAAGCGAGCAACUCUAGAGCAGCGGUACUACGAAGUCUACAACCAGGACAACGUAACGCUGAUCGACGCUAGAAACAACCCUAUAGCUGAGGUCAAACCGAAUGGAGUACUUACCGAAGACGGCCGGUUCCACGAGCUUGACAUGCUUGUUCUCGCUACUGGGUUCGACUCUGUGACAGGUGGCAUCUUGAGCAUCGAUAUCCGUGGUCGUGACGGUGCGUCUUUGCAGGACAAAUGGAGCAAUGGCUCCCGAACAUAUCAAGGGCUGAUGACGUCUGGAUUCCCCAACAUGUUCUUCCUCUACGGGCCACAGGGCCCGACCUCUUUCUGCAACGGGCCAACCUGUGCAGAAGUCCAGGGCAACUGGAUUGUGCAGACGCUGACAUAUUUGCGGGCAAACGACCGUGAGGAGAUAGAGCCCAAGGUAGAGGCAGAAGCUUUCUGGACAGCGCUGGUCAACCAGAUCGGAGACGCCACUUUACUUCCAGAAACGCAGUCUGAGUAUAUGGGUACCAACAUCCCUGGCAAACCCAAGGAGAUGCUUAAUUAUCUGGGAGGCCUGACAGACUAUAUCAAGCGGAUUACUAGCGCUGUAACUCUUGGGUACCCUGACCACUAUGUUAGUUAG
Aspergillus versicolor CBS 583.65 is the source of this 1617-nucleotide messenger RNA. RefSeq names its product flavin-containing monooxygenase. The record is from RefSeq and is a predicted model, not a curated record. Gene Ontology annotation, molecular function: oxidoreductase activity. The transcript has a single exon. The coding region runs from base 1 to 1617 and encodes 538 amino acids. NCBI's taxonomy places the organism in Eukaryota, Fungi, Ascomycota, Eurotiomycetes, Eurotiales, Aspergillaceae.